UUCCGCAAGAUGGCGGCAGCCAAGGACCGUUGCGGUGAGGGGCAAGUGGACCCCGGAAAGGGGCAGCGCCUCCACCUGGGGAUUCCUGAGGCUGUGUUUGUGGACGACGUGGACUCCUUCAUGAAGCAGCCGGGGAAUGAGACCGCAGAAACGGUACUAAAGAAGCUGGAUGAACAGGCCCAGAAGUAUAAAUUCAUGGAACUCAAUCUUGCUCAAAAGAAAGAGAGAUUAAAAGGUCAGAUCCCUGAAAUCAAGCAGACUUUGGAAGUUCUGAGAUACAUGCAGAAGAGAAAGGAGUCUACCACUUGCUUAGAGACCAGGUUCUUACUGGCAGAUUACCUGUACUGCAAAGCUUGGGUUCCUCCUACUGACAAAGUGUGUUUGUGGCUGGGAGCUAACGUAAUGCUUGAGUAUGAUAUUGAUGAAGCUCAGGCCUUGUUGGAAAAGAAUUUAUCAGCUGCCAUGAAGAACCUUGAUUCUCUUGAGGAAGACCUUGACUUUCUUCGAGAUCAGUUUACUACAACAGAAGUCACUGUGGCCAGAGUUUGUAAUUGGGAUAGCAAAAGAAGAAACAAAAAUGAAUCUACCAAGAACAAAGUGUCGUAUUAGUUGGCGAUUAAAAAUGUCAUUCACUUUUCCAAACAUGUAACUUUAAAUUCUCCAGCGUUUUUCUUUCAAGAUUGAUAUAACUUUGAGUGAUUUAAGAGCAAGAAUGAUUAAAACUGUUUUUGAAGAUGAACACCAUUUUAUUUAUAAAAACAAAAUUAGUUUCAAAUACUUUAUCAAAUUAACAAUAUUUUUCACAUUUCCAAACAAAUUAAUAGCGCUUUCGUCUUUUCAUUUUGCAUCUGUUAUAAACACAACUCAGCUAAAAUCAGUGGAAAACUGAGAUAUGCUAUGGAAGCUGAAUGCUGGGCAUUAGCACAGUUUACUUCUUACUGACUUAUGUGGUUAAACCAUUUUCAAGGUAGAAAAGACAGCCAGUUUCAGUAUUUAUAAACUUAAUUUUUUAGUAUUUGUAAGAUUUAUAGUCCAUUGUUGCUGUUGUCGUCUGUCAUUGGAGUUUUGUGAGUGACUGCUUGACAAUAACUAUUAUGAUAUUGUGAACUUUUCAGAAAAUGCCUAUUUGUCUUCCUAAAUAGUAAGGGCUACAACUACUUCUAAUGCCAAGUAAAUGCAAAUGUCUUUCCAGUAAAAGCAUAAAGUAUAUCUUAGCCAAUGUGGAGUAGUAUGCAUUGGAAACACUUAGCUAAGGUAAUUUUAUAUUUCUUAACAAUUCCCUCAUAGUGAUGUUAAGAUAAAUGUAAAUCUGCCAUGGUUGAAAAGAACUGUGAGCCUUUUAUGCACAAUAAAUCUGUAUAGGAAUAGUAAAAAGAAAAGAAAUCCCUGUGGAAAACCUCUGGUACAGUGGCAAGCACUGAGUAAUACAG
Molecule: messenger RNA, 1430 nt
Organism: Cavia porcellus (domestic guinea pig)
Lineage: Eukaryota; Metazoa; Chordata; Mammalia; Rodentia; Caviidae
Product: prefoldin subunit 3-like
Exons: 1
Coding region: 10-609 (199 amino acids)
Biological process (GO): protein folding; microtubule-based process; tubulin complex assembly
Cellular component (GO): cytoplasm; prefoldin complex
Molecular function (GO): tubulin binding
Source: RefSeq, a predicted model, not a curated record